Messenger RNA from Opisthorchis viverrini, 4153 nucleotides. RefSeq lists its product as hypothetical. The transcript has 17 exons. NCBI's taxonomy places the organism in Eukaryota, Metazoa, Platyhelminthes, Trematoda, Opisthorchiida, Opisthorchiidae. The record is from RefSeq and is a predicted model, not a curated record. The coding region runs from base 1 to 4071 and encodes 1356 amino acids.
AUGGGGACUCCGAGACGGGCCACGUCAAUGGUUGGAAACAUUCUCAGACAUGACCCAGUCGCGCCCUCAAUGGCACUCUUGCAUUUAAGCUAUUACCUCCAAUGCAUAGCUCCCUUCCCAAUUCCUCUGCUUAACAGUUCCCUGACAGUGCUGUAUCUACGCACGAAUUUAUCAUCUCCUGCCUCCAAUGCGCAGGUACCACCUCCCCAAAUCAUCGGUGAGCGAAACUGUGAAAGCCACAACCACUGUACAACAAGUACGCAGUUCUUACAACGGGCAUUGAUGAUGAAUGCUGAUGACAGACGUUCCGUCUUGAACAAAAUGGAUGGCUUUAAUAGCAAUGUUGUUGAGGUUAACAAAUGCGUUAUUCUCAACAAAACCGUGCAACAUUUACUUUCGGAUGUAUUGAAAUUCAUCAAGGAGGAAAUGACGCACCUGACAGAACAAGAGUGUGAACUUCGUUCAAGCUGCUCCCUCACAAAUGUGCCUGAGGGUUAUUUGCGUCGACCGUUCCUAAAAUUGCGUUCCGGAGAGUGUCCCCCACUUAACGUCGAUGCUGCUGCCAGACAGCAACGGAAGGAAUAUAAUUUAAGCGAAGUCAGAGCUCUGUGCCUGAAAAACUUGCUAAAGUCUGAGUGGAUGUCACUCAUAAAGAGUGUCGGACGGUGCGCUUUGGAGAAGAAGAUUGAGAAGCUGGAUUCCAAACGCGAAGCACUUUUGUCCAAACUAUCGGCUCUCAGUAUUUCACAUGCAGUCGCGACUGAUGAAAGCGAAGUAAUACAGAAACGAAAGUCCAUCACCUCGGAGGUUCUAAACGAUCUGCGGGAAACAGAAAAUUUGCUCCUUCAAUUUCGCAGCAUGCACGAAGCUCCUUCACAAUGGCUCACCUCGGCAAUGGCAGACGCAGCACUUUCCAGGGGAUCUGCAAGCCGAAGAACGGAUCUUACAAGAUGCAAAAGUAUGUGGGAAAAGCGCAUUUAUCGGCGCUAUCAUGGAGCUAAAUUCAAGCGAGAGUACACGGCACAAACGUGGGUCAGUCUGCUUGCAGAGGCUGAACAGCACUUAACUGCAGCCGAAUGGUCUGAGGUAUCAAUUCAUACAUUCGAGAAUUCAGUCUCUCCAAGAAACCUACAGCUCUUUUGGCACCAUCGAGUCCGUCCCAGUUUGAACACAACUGCGUGGACUGCAGAAGAAGAUGAAAACCUUAAACUCCUUGUGGACCGUUUCGGUCAACAUGGAAGGUGGGAAGAGAUAGCAGGUGCACUCAACACGGGUCGCACUCCCUUCUCGUGUAUACGGCGUUGGCAGGUGGCUCUCAAUCCCGAGUUCAAAUUAAACCGAGCAUGGUCGGUCGAGGAGGACACAGCACUGAUGGAUAUCUUGAAGCGGUUACUUGAGCUCUAUCCACCGUCACUCAUUGACUGGGACGUUGUUGAAGCCUUUCACACCACUCGCACCGCGUCCGAAUGCAGACUACGUGCACCGGUUAUUUGCUCCGCGUUUCCGUGUUCUUCAGUCACUUCGGAUACUUCUGAAUUACCAGUUGCACCUCGAGCGCAACCGGCUAAUAGUUCGAACAGACUUCGAUCUUUUUCAGCGGCCGAGGAUUUGCAGCUUCUCAUGGCCGUUCAGCGAUAUGGCAACGCCAGUGGACGCAUGGGUGGCGGAAGUGGUGUUGGUAUGGGCUCUUGGGCAGUCAUUUGCAGUGCUCUGCCCGGUCGUUCCGUAUGUGCGUGCCGAAACAGGUAUUAUGAACUUUGUGUGCAGUUUCAACCGUGGACCUACUCAGAAGAUAGAAGAUUGUACGGGCUCGUGCUCCAGGGCGUGAAUUACGACAGCCAGGCUGACUUGACCCCUUUCUUGCGCUUAACUCGAUACCGCAACCUCCUUCCUCAGUUUCCUGGGCGUUCAUUGAAUGCACUCAGACAACGAUGCCUUGUGCUGAUCCGAUGGUCUCGAGUGUGGAAAUCACUACGUCAGAUGGUCGCCUCAGUUAGUGAAGAGGGUGAGAAACCAAUAGUUGACUCAUCGACCAUUCACGGCAGUAACAGUGGCGCCUUUUCGGAAUUACGUCGGUUACUCAUUUACUCUCCUUUUGCGACGCAAUUCAUCUCACAAUUACGGGGGAGCGGUGUCUCAGAUCCUGAGGCCGAGGCGUUCAGAUUGCUUACUACUUGGACAACCCGUGAACCACAGUCAACAACUACUGAUUCGGAGUUUGCACAACUUCUCGCUGAUCUCUCCUCCGGACUGCUGAUUCCUCGUCCUUUGAUAUUCCACGGCACACAGCCAACUCGUGCGGUACAACCUUCUACAGACGAAGACAGUUCGCCACAGCCUCAAGAGGGUGUAAAGCAAAUAUCUUUAUUGGAUGCCAAGAAAUUGGUUAACUAUACCCAAAUCAAACGAUUGCUUGCUGGCCCUGUUCGUCGCAGCCUAUUCUGUUUGGUGAUCAGAGCAAACAAGAUCCCAGCGGCUAAACGCUCACAAUGGAUGAAACGAAUGAAGGACGCACACGUGAGCGUUCUGCUCGUACACCACCUGGUUGAUUCGUACCGAUCCAUCCCUGCCUCGCGUGAACGAGUGUCUCUGGCUAAAAAGCUGUUAGAAAAUGAUCAGUUAUUUUGGUUGGCCCUUGAUCACGCUCUGAAAACUCCCUCAACAUCUGUACUUCUCCAGCAAACAAGGAAAGUGGCUGACUUGCACUUUUUGGCACCUUCCAUUGCUCGCUGCAUGAUUCGGAUCGAGGAAGGAAGCCCGUCUGCUAAGCAUCUGAAGCAGCUGAUGGAGACAAAAACACCCGCUAGUAUGAAAACUCCGAAGUCUACUACGGAACAAGCUGGAUCUCCAUCUUCCUCCAGUCGUUUAGACCAGGGGUUGACUUGUGAGGAUAAGCUGGCUUUUUCCAAAAUCACCCAACGGAUUGAUGGAUCCAUUUCUUCAGAUCAGGUUCCACUGUUCCGCAGAGUCAAGCUCUUUCACAUCAAGCGUUUGUUGCACAUGUACGGACGACGGCGGCGUAUUCGUGGAAACGCAUAUGCGCUCGCUUCUACCAGAUGGACAAACAAAGCCACCGCAUUGACUGAUGUAAAUCGUUUGAACAGACCCGACCAUUACGCGCCUCCCAUAUUGCAGUACCUUCCUCCUAAGUUUAGCACUCGGGUGUUCUUCAAUCCAACCAUCAUCAGUGAACAUUGUCUCGGUGCUGCACAAGGCUGCAUCCGUCACGGUUUGAACAUAAAGGAGGUUCGUAAUAGUUUUUCGAAUGAGUUCGCUGAUGUUGCUGGUACACAAUCGAUACCUGGUCCCUCAAGUGCUGCUGCAGUAAAAAUGACACCGGACAAAUCUCUGGCAAAAAUGUUGCCACCCAGCUACUCCACAUUGUUCGCGUUCAAAAGUUUGAUUCUCCGGCUGCCACAGAUUCUUCAGAAAGGUGGACAUUACGCUUCUCAAAUGGCGUCAAUCCGUGAGAUACUCCAGAACAGGCUACCUCCCGGGAACGAGUGUGACAAUCCUGCCGAAACUUCUAUCGACUCUGACCUUACAGAGUCUUUGAGCACAUACGACGCUAGUAUUCUACCUGUCGUUCAGUCCGAUGCCCAUCGUCGAUUCCUCGCUGUCGGUUUAUCCAUUCUUCUCUGGCCAACCCUAUUAAGCACACUGUCCGCCUCAAGUGUUGUACAGUCUGGUAAACGGUUUUGGGAAGAAGCGCUUGCGCAACUGCCCGAGGAUAUUGUUUCACAUGUGCCGCGGGGGGUCCCUGCAAGAGAAUCACUCAUGGUAGAAUCCGAAGACGACUCCAUUCCGGAUGAUCCUCUGUUGGUUCUGCAAGAAUCAUCUGUUGAAACACAUCGCCACAGGAAGAGAAAACGACCAAAACCUAUGCAAGCCUGGCAGAUAGCAACGAAGCGAAUGCGGAUUUCUCGACGAGCGUAUAUGUUAAAAUCCUCUACAGUUUCAUUCAAAUUGUCAUCCAAUGAUGUAUUAUUUUACCUUACAUUGCCUGCAGAUGUCAAACGUUUGUUUGCGUCUGGAUUUCGACCUGAUUCGCUUUUAUGUAAACCAAAAUGAGUACUGUUUCGGUGUUCACCAAUUGCUUUUAUCGAGACUCGCUUUUCAUCCAAUCUGUAUGUAGUCCAUCCCAAGAAAAUAU